GUAAAGCGCAUGCGUCAAUAUUUUCGAAGGCCCGUGACGUGACGAGCCAGCGUGCUAAUCAAACAUUCGGGACGUUACAAAGGAUUUUUUUUAUCUUUACUAACCGUCUAGUUGCGGGUUUUAUCACUUUGUACGCCGCCUAAUUUGGGGUCGGUUCAAUUAUCACCCAGAAUGUCCUUCCCCCCUCACCUAAAUCGGCCGCUUUUGCCACCUCCUGGGAUACCUCCACAGUAUGCAGGUUUCCCCUCAGGGACUCCGAUGAUCCCAGUUCACGUGGGCAUCAUGACCUCUACCCCAACAGUAAUGUUGCCCUCUGUGACAGUGGUCAGUAAGCCUCCAGUCCAUAAGAAGGAUAUUGCUCUUCUGCGAGCCAAAGACAACGAUGAGAGCAGUGGACCCACCACCACAGUGUUUGUGGGGAACAUAUCAGAGAAAGCUUCAGACAUGCUGAUCAGACAGCUGCUUGCGAAAUGUGGGAUCGUUCUGAGUUGGAAGAGGGUCCAAGGAGCCUCUGGCAAGCUUCAAGCCUUUGGGUUCUGUGAGUACAAGGAGCCAGAGUCCACAUUGCGAGCCCUGCGGCUGCUUCAUGACCUGCAGAUUGGAGACAAAAAUCUUUUAGUGAAGGUGGAUGCCAAAACUAAGGCUCAGCUGGACGAGUGGAAGGCCAAGAAGAAGACUGCCAAUGGGAAUAAGAAGGCAGAGGAUGGAGGUGAUGAUGAGGAGGAGGUUCUGGACGAAGAAACAAAGAAGAAGGAUCAGAUAGUCAAAGGUGCUAUUGAUGGACUCAUGAGGGAAUAUGCCGCUGAACUCAAUGCACCUUCAACAGACGAGGACUCUCAGCGAAGAAAGAGAAAAAAGGAGAAAAAAGAGGAGGAUGACAUCAACACGAUUGACAUGGAGGAGGACAAGAGAGACCUGAUCUCCAGAGAGAUUAGUAAAUUUCGAGACACUCACAAGAAACUAGAAGAAGAGAAGGACAAGCGAGAGAAGGAGCGGCUGGAGUUUGAGAAAGACAGGAGGGAUCGCGAAAAGGAGCGAGAGCGGGAAAGAGAGCGGCGGGACCGCGAGAGGGAGAAGGAACGGGAGCGGGAACGGGAGAAGGAAAGAGAGCGAGAACGGGACAGAGACAGAGACAAAGACCGCGACCGAAGGCCCAGAGAGAGGGAGCGAGACCGAGACUGGGAGAGAGACAGAAGCCGUGACAGGAGUCCUGACCGUAGCAGAUCCAGGGAGGUGAGUCGAGACCGAGAUAGAGAAAAGAAACGAGACCAAGAGGAUGAAGAGGAGGCGUAUGAACGCAGGAAGCUGGAGAGGAAACUCAGAGACAAAGAAGCAGCCUAUCAGGAGCGUCUAAAAAACUGGGAGCUCAGGGAGAGGAAGAAGGCGCGAGAUUACAGCAAGGAGUCUGAGAGGGAUGAUGAGCGUCGACGUGAAAUGGUUAAAGAGGGCAAGCGGCUAAAAGAAUUUCUUGAAGACUACGAUGAUGAAAGAGAUGACCCCAAAUACUACAGGGGCAGUGCGCUGCAGAAGCGUCUCAGAGACAGAGAGAAGGAGAUGGAGGCGGACGAGCGUGACAGGAAGAGAGAGAAGGAGGAGCUGGAGGAGAUCAGACAGAGGCUGCUAGACGAGGGACAUCCAAACCCAGACGCAGAGCUACGCAGGAUGGAGGAGGAAGAGGAGGAGCGUCUGAGACAACCUCCCAUCAUCCAAGAGCCUGAGCCUGUUGUGGAACGGGAACGCCACAGGAGUUCAAGAGACCACAGAGACCGCAGACAAGACCACCAGGACAGAGUAGAGGCCCGAUCACGGCCUGCCCCCUCUGACGAUGAGGUGGAGGAGGGCGAGGAUGAUGAUUAUGACAACGAUGAAGAUAACCCUGAUGUGAAACCUUGCUUGAAGCCCACAAUGAGGCCCAUCACAGCAGCGCCGUCGGUGUCAUCGGCCAGUGGCAACGCAUCCCCGAACACACCCGGUGAAGAGUCCCCCUGCGGCAUCAUCAUCCCCCAUGAGAACUCACCCCCUGAAGCGCUGCCGCAGGAGGAGCACCGGCCAAAGAUCGGCCUCAGUCUCAAACUGGGUGCCACAGGAAGCCCCAGUCAGCCCAACACGGGUAAGAGGAAGAAGCUGCCCGUGGACAGCGUCUUUGACAAGUUUGAUGACGAGGAGACUGAUGAGCAGCCUCGCAAGAGGAAGCUGGUGCCCCUUGAUUACGACGACGACAAAAGCCUCGGGGUGGACGGAGCUGGUCUCUCCAGCAUAAAGGGGGCUAACACUGAGGAAAAACGUAAACACAUCAAGACUCUGAUAGAAAAGAUUCCCACAGGAAAGCCCGAGCUGUUCUCCUACCCCCUGGACUGGACCAUGGUAGACACGUUGUUAAUGGAGCGACGUGUUCGGCCCUGGAUCAAUAAAAAGAUUAUCGAGUACAUCGGAGAGGAGGAGGCAACGUUAGUGGACUUUGUCUGCACCAAGGUGAUGGCUCACAGCAUGCCACAGAGUAUUUUGGAUGAUGUUGCCAUGGUUCUUGAUGAAGAAGCUGAAGUCUUCAUAGUGAAGAUGUGGAGGUUACUCAUUUAUGAAACUGAAGCCAAGAAGAUUGGACUGGUGAAAUAAGCAAAAACACCUUAUGAAGAUACUUUUUUUUUUUUUCUGGAGCAUUGUGUAAAAUAGUGUAGCACAGUAUGUCAUCCCACACGACAGAAUAACAUCAGACCCUGAUCAUUCUCAUACUCGCACCAGUUGUCCAGGUCAUGAUGUCCAUUUUUUUCUCCUCAACAUACUCAGGCUACGUUCACCUCCGCUCUGUUUGUAGGUGCUGACAGUGUCUGUGCGUUUGUGUAAAUACAGUACAUCAUUAUCUGAAUAUGAUGAAAUAAUUCUGAGGUAACUGCUGACAGACACCAUGGACCAUUGUUGUGUUGCAGGAUAAGGUGUUGUGGUCCUAUAUUGACUUUGUAUACAUGCCAUCACACUUUUAAGGAACGCUUGUCUGCAGGAUCAGGUCACUUUUAGAGUCUCUGAAGUGUGGAAUCUGGCCUGUAGUUACAUGUUUAUUAAGUGAACGCACACUUUAGAGUAUGCAAAACAAGGAUGUGAUGUUUUACAGGGUUAUUUAUUCAGGGUUUUGAACACAACUCUUAAUUUCUGUCCAGUGAACAGAUUUUCCCUGUCUUCAUUUUUCUGCAUCACAUUCCUGAUGACCGUGUCAGCAUGCUCUCUUCUUGCCAACACCGUUUUCAAAGAAGCACCUUGUUGUCAUUUUAAAUGUGAUUAGACCCUCAGAAUAUCCUUGGGUGGCGGUGACAUCCUGGAGUUGUCAAAGCACACACAAACACGCAUCAUAACCACUGUAAGAAAAAUGAGCUCAGAACAUGAAAGAGAACUUUGAGGUUUUGAAGCUGUAAAGAUGCUCUCCAUUUGUUUUUGUAUUGGUGAACAUUUGAAUAAAAAUGAUUUUUAUA
This is a messenger RNA of Labrus mixtus (cuckoo wrasse), 3461 nucleotides long. It is a transcript of the gene rbm25b, whose product is annotated as RNA binding motif protein 25b. The transcript has 17 exons. Bases 172 to 2613 code for a protein of 813 amino acids. Lineage: Eukaryota; Metazoa; Chordata; Actinopteri; Labriformes; Labridae. Gene Ontology annotation, molecular function: mRNA binding. The record is from RefSeq and is a predicted model, not a curated record. Gene Ontology annotation, cellular component: spliceosomal complex. Gene Ontology annotation, biological process: mRNA processing; regulation of alternative mRNA splicing, via spliceosome.